CAGCUUGAUUUCAUCCGGUGAACACCGUAUUAAAAGUUGAGCUCCGAUACUUGACCACUCGCGGACGAUACCAACAGUCGGUGAGAACAGAAACUUUUCAUCAAUUUAACGGAAUCUUACGAGAAGACUCCAAUAGUCAAUCACGAAAGUUACUUAUAAUCAAAUUUUUGGUGUUGUUAAGUGUUUAAGUGACAUAAAUGAACUCGUUACUACAGUACAGUAAUCUUUCCGAGCGUCUUAGCUCGCAACUACCUGAAAUAAAUUUUUCGGACGACAACAACAAUAAUCAUGAUUUCGAGAAUACUGCUCCUACAAAAGAGGAUAAAUAUUCUCUUAGGCCGAGAUCUUUGAGGAGGGUAACAGAAAACGCUAAAGAAUCCUUAGGAGAAACUACUCACCGACAAAGUAAGACGCAUAAACCUAAACAAAAAGCAGCACCUUUAAGUAAAUAUAGGCGAAAAACCGCUAACGCCAGAGAACGUAAUAGAAUGAGGGAAAUUAAUCAAGCUUUUGAAACAUUGAGGAGGAUAAUACCUCACAUGCAGGCGACCCACAUACCUGGUGCUAACGAGAAGUUGACAAAAAUAACUACACUGAGAUUAGCCAUGAAAUAUAUUUCGACUUUAAGCGCAGCUUUGAAUGGCUCUACCGAAAUUGAAUCUUUAUCUGAUUAUAGUGACUUUGAUUGUCUGUUUCUUGAAUCGGACGGAGAAUCGAUUUCAGAUCACUCGGGAUCGUUGCUCACAUCCCCUGAUUUUCCGGAACCAUCAUUAUCACCUGUGGAUUUCGGUGAUCCUUCUUUACCUGCACUACUACAUACUGACUUUACUGAGCAUUCUUUAGAACCUGCUGAUUUUAGUGAUUUUCUAUUAACGUAACAACUAGUGAGUCCUUAUAAUUUUAGUGUUUAAUUAAAUCAAUCAAUUUGAUCACUUUCUUAGGAAAAAAUCACAGGUAAAUUACAAGAAAAUCGAUAAUGCUCUAAUUAACGUAUUAUUUCAUAUAAUCACUAUAAUUACUAUGAAAACGUUAGAUUUGAGACAAUAGUUUCUCAAUUCCGUAUUUAUUCACAAGUAAUUUUUUAGUUUAAACCUUAAAGAAUGUGUUGAAAUUGAAUAGUUUCUUCUAAGAAAUCGAUGUACAUAUGAUGUAAGUAAAUCUUCAAGAACACAGUAUUUUUUAGUAGAAAACAAAAAAAUUGAAAAUUAUAUAACUGGGUUUUCGGAUAGAGAACCUAUUAUCUUCGAAAUUUUCGGCAUUUAAAUAGUUUGAGAAGAAUAUUCGAAUAGAUAAAAACCAGGCGCACACUUUGGUCAUUCGGAUAAAACUGAUAAUUACCUAAUGCAUACAUUGAAUAGAUAAAGAAAAUAUUUAUAUCCAAUUUAUAUUUAAAAUUAUUUUAAGUCAUGUAGUUUGUGAAUCAGAUUUUAAUUUAAUUCAAUUAGAACCCUUUUAAUUCUAUGUUACUAUCUGAUAUUGAUUUACAUACAAUAUCUACACAGUAUAUGACAAUUUUUAUGAUCAUUACGAAAAAAUGUUCUCCAUAAAAUGAUUUGCAUGGUACUGUACAUGAUAUUUUUCAAUAGCAUAUAAAUUCACCUUUUAAUUUGUUAGAAAAAUUAUUGAUGAUUAUGUAUUAAUGAAAAAAAUAACUCUGUAUAUAGUACAAGCAAAAUUACUGUUAAAAAAAAUGCUAUCCUGUCAAAUAACAACUUCGUUUCGAAAUUAUAGCACCUAUUUAAAUAAUUAUUGUAUUAAUACAUCUAAAUGUUCUUGAUUUUAGGUCUCUUCUGUUUUAAAAUUGAUCUUUUUUUGAUAAUUUCUGGAAGAAAGACAAAUUUUGACGUCUUAACUUUUCUUUUAGUCUUAAAGAGAAGUCGAAACAUUUAAUCUUUCCUCCAAAAAUUAUCGAAAAAAAUUUAAUUUUAAAAGAGAUCUAAAAUUUAGAUGCAUUAGUUUAUUAAAAGGUCUAGGAAAUGACAAAUUGAGGAAAUGAUUAUUGUAUAUACAUACAAAUAAGUAUUAGGAACAAAAGACAGAAGUUUGAGAAGAAUUUGAGGUGCUUCAAUACCUUUAAAUUCAAAUAAAGCUAGUGUAACAAGAUAGCGAAUUCACUGAUAAAAAAAACACAUAAACAAUGAAGCAAAGAGAAGGGAAGAAUGUGAUAGUGCCUAAUAGUAUACACCAAACUUUGAACAUCAACAAAUAUUCGUUUUUUAUUUGGAUAAGAGAACAAAAAUCUAAUUUCUUAUUGUAAUUUCUAAAUUUUAUUGUAUAAAUAGGCCUUAAUUUAUAUGGGUGGAACUUUGAAACUCUUCCACCUAUAAAAAGAAGCAACAUCUUAACUUCAGUGCUCCACUUUUGGUCGGGUUCAUCUUCAAUUUUUCUCUCUAAUUUAAAUUCGUUAAUAAUUCUUAUUGUAUUGUGUAUUUUCGACAUAACUGGUACAUGAGUGGAAAAAUUUCUUGCCAGAGGGCUGCAAAUAACUUGAUUUAGUUAAAACAGUAAUAAUAAAGAUGUGGUGUAAACUUUUGUGGACACGUUGUACAAUUCAAAAAUUAGAAUUUGCAAACAAUAUUGGGUGGACGGUGAAUUCAUCAGAAUCAAAAGAAAUUUUUGCUUUCUAUCCUUGUAUAUGUCGCUCACUAAUCCUUACAUUUCUUUCUUCCUUCAAUAGAUCUUUAGAUAUUUUCUAUUACUUUUGAUUAGGUACUCAUGUUUUACAUCUUUCUGUUGGUUUAAUUCACUUCGUAUCAUGCAUUUUCUUAUUCUAUUUCAUUUGCAUUGUUCCAUACAUCCUACAAUUCCCAAAAUCUUGAUUAAGCACUGAACGUUCUUAGUGAACUGUUCACUGUUACGUAUGAUGUGCGUUUCGAUAAGUAAGCUAUCGUCUUCAGUGACUAACUGCAAAUCAAACAAUUUUGUCUAAUUUUUGAUGUUAUUUUAAUGAAAUCGUUGAUAAUAGUAUUACCAACGGUUCUAGCUAUUUCAACGGUUCAUUCAUUUCUUAAUAAGGUGAAACGAGAUCCAAAAGUUUCAAUAUUUGGUGAGAGAAACAAUAUAAUCGGAUCUACGGAUUAUAGAAUGUUUGAUGCUUAUUGAUUAUAAUAAAAUAGAUUAAAAUUAAUUAACAUAAAUCAUGAGAAUUUUUUGAAUAAAGCUAGUAUAUCCAGGCAACUCAACCAAAAUCUUGUGAAUUAUAUUUCUGUAGCUCACGUUCGAGAAAGGGACAAGAGAUUAUGAGAGUUAGCUUUUUGAUAAAAGUACGUGAUUUUUCUCAAUAAUACAUCAAGCUAGUCUCCAUUACAAAUAGAGGGGUUCAAUUCAUUGGUAAGAUCUCAAAAUUACAUUUGAAAUCUGUACAUAAUACCAAAAUGAGAAUGCUUAUAUUUUGAUAUGAACCUUUGUUCAUAAAAUUUCAUUUUAACUUAUAGAACUUUGUAACAUAAAACGAUAACUCUAUAUACAUAACGGAAACUCGGACUUUUCAAAAUUAAUUCCUUUUUUACAUGGAGCACACUGUUUUUUAUGGAGCAUGUAGGCUCUUCGAAUGUGUAUUUUCAAUGUCUGUUAAGCAUUUACUACAUUCCAAGUACAGAACAAAGUUAUUCCAUCAAGUUUAUUUGAGAAAUAAUAUGUGUAAAUAAAAUUUAAUAUAAUAUCAAUCGCUUACCGUUUGCAUAUUUAAUUUUUUUAGAUUCGCUUCAUCAGAUUUUUACAAUAAAUGAAAAAUAUUUAACAUAAUUAGAUUAUAUGUAAAAAAAUGGUGGAGAAGAUUUGAGUAUCGGUUGAAUGUAACAAAUGCUAUUUGUUUGCGUCUUAAGUUUAUCAUCAACGAUUUUUAGACCACAAGGCACCCAAGAAAUAAGCAUUUGCGGAAGUAGAGAAACUAACAUCUAAUUAAAAAAAUUGUUAUGAGAAUAGUCGUGAUUGAGGAAAAUAAAAUGAAAAAACUGCUAAUUAAUGCAGAUGAUCGAUCUAUCUACAAAUCUCAACUUUGGUUCCAAUACAGCAAGACAUUAGUCGUGACAGAUUGAAAGAAUCCGUAAAAAGCUCAUUUAUAGAAUGUGAAUUUCAGGAAGAAAGAUAAAGCAAAUUUCCAUAAAAAUAGAUGUAAAUCUUUGCUUCAUUAUCAAACGCUUCAUAAUAGAAAUGUCUCCACCGUAAUUAUUAGUGGAGGUGACGUGUAUUGUUAGAUAACCAUGUGCGAGGAUACCUCUUUGAUAUAAGACUAGCUAGUGUGGUUUCUUCAAAUAUUCUCCAAAACAUAAUUUACAACAUUCAUUCCAAAUACUUCUUAAUUUUAUGAGGAAACCUUCGAAAUGCAAGCUAGAGCUACGUCGAUUUCAAGGUACAUAAAUAAAAAGGACAAUGACUCACUAGUAGAAUGUAAUAGAUUAAUAUCAAGCAGGUUUAUUAAGAGAUAUCACAAAAUACCUACUAAGGAUCAAAUUAUACAGUGAAAAAAUGAAAGUUAUUACAAUAAGGUUCAGAGUGUUAAUUAACCUACGAUUUCCAUAUAAACAUGUCCAUAUAUCUUAAAGUAUUCUGCAUAAUGGAUUGAAACCUCAAAAGGAUUCUCAUUCAAAAAACCAUUUGUAGCACUCUAUAGUUAAGAAUCAAUCUAUGAAUGGUGAAUGAGAAAUUAAAUACAAAGUGUUUUAACAAUCUAGUGAAUGCCGAACAUUUCAUCAAAUUUCAACUUCCAAUAGAAAUAUUGAUAAGUGACGAUAAGUUUCACCCUGGCAUCUAGACACUACUGUAAACAUCAUGAACUGAAUUGGUUUUUUAAAGUCCAUUUUUUUCCAUUUUUAGGUUUUGUAGUCUAAAGAUCAGAAUACAUCGACUUUUGUUAAAAGGGCGAUUUUAUCAUGAAUGGAUAUAGGUCAAAUUAGCAUUUAAAUUUUUUGGUUUACUUUAAAAGGGCGCAAGUCUAGAAGAGUUUUUUUUAAAGGAGUAAGCCAUUUCCUCUAAGGAUUCUGUUGUUUAAUUUCUGCACUCAUUACAAGGUUGAGAAAAGCUUCUAUUUAUCACCUGAUCUAAAUCUUGAAACGAUGUGAAAGCUUGAUGUGAAGUCCUACUUUCAAUAAUGUAGCUAAACGAGCGGCAGUUGCAGAGGUUAUGCUACAUAAAUCAAGAAGUAAAAAAUUUUACUCAGCACGAACAAUCACAAGAAGGAAAACAUGAAGAACAUAUUUUGUCGUUAGCAUUUGAUUAUAUGAAAACUGUAUCUAUUCCUAAGACUCCCGUUCAGGUAGUCUGUCAAUUGCUUUGAGAUACAUAAUCUUAAGAGUACCAACACAACAUUACUCUUGUACCAAGAGGGUGUAGCAUGAAAAAGCCCUAAUGAGGUUUGCUCUUUUCUUAAUGAAUACCAAAAAUCAGUACCAAGCCCAUACACUGAGCUUCGUCUGUUCAGUGAUAACUGUUCGGGCAAAACAAAAACUAAGCGAUGUCAAGGUUUUGCUUAUACCUGACAGAUUUAGGUCAUUUCUAGAGGGUCACUCAGUAUUUCCAUGUUCGCGGCCACAGUUUUCUUCCGUGUAGCAGAGAUAUCUAAGGCUUUAAAGAAACAUAACCCCAUUUUUGAUGUUCAUGUAAUAACUCGCAUAAUUUUGCAAAACUCAUCACGAUUUAAUAAGUUUUCUGUUCAAGGGGUUACAUCAUCUGACAUAGUUUCAGAUUUCAAAAAAUUACAAAAUAAGUCUUAUACAAAAUCAUGUAUAUCACAAGAAACGAAAGGAAAAAACACAGAUAAGAAGGAUAAAAUGUGCUUUCAAAUCAGUACUGUUCGUUUAUGAAUCUAAGUUAUAAGGAUGUGUUAAAGCCUGCACUACAAUAAAUGGUAUUAUUUAUCAUAACUUUUCACUAGCUAACAUAAAAAAAGAUACUCUCUCUCCACUUUCGGUUAAGGCUUACCAAGGUCGAGUCCCAAUAAAAAUUGCAAAGAUAGAAGAUAUCAAAAAACUGAAAGCCCACAUCUCAGACGCGCUUCGGGGACUUUUCGAAGAAAUUUGUGACUGGCAAACUAAUGAUAGAUCUCAGGAGAUUACCAGCAAUUUCGAGGUUUUAGAAACCAACGAUAAUCUAUAAAUCAGAAAUAUGGCGCCAAAUCUACAUCUUUGAUUUUUUUCCUCUUUUAAACUCAUUUAAGUAAUUUUACUCUCCUUUUAGUGAAUUAUCACCAUUGUCCCACAAUAAAAAUGAGUUUUCACUUGAAAUUCAAUGGUUUUUUAUAUCAUUGCAACUUGAUUUUUUUAAAAGGGCGAUAGUUUCUCAUUUUUAGUGCUAUAUAACUAAAUUAUGGAUAAAGAUACAAGUGUAAAAUUUUGAUUCCUGUUGUAAAUUGAAUUUCUUCACAUGUUGACUUUUUUUGAAAAUAUUUCAAGUGAAAU
This is a messenger RNA of Diorhabda carinulata, 6395 nucleotides long. RefSeq names its product helix-loop-helix protein delilah-like. The record is from RefSeq and is a predicted model, not a curated record. Bases 198 to 878 code for a protein of 226 amino acids. Lineage: Eukaryota; Metazoa; Arthropoda; Insecta; Coleoptera; Chrysomelidae. The transcript has a single exon. Gene Ontology annotation, molecular function: protein dimerization activity.